CUGAUCUGCAAAUCGGGGAAAAGAGAACCCUAUCUGCAAUCGCCUCUUUGCCUCCCCGUCUCGGCGGAAGCGCCCAUCGAUUCCUCUCUCCGGCGAACACGCGGGUGGGCGGGUCGGGUCUCCUCUCGCCGAAGCGCCACCUCGGCUCGGUGUGAAGUGAUCCGAUUCGCUCACAUGUCUGUCCAGGUAAUUCGGUGAUUCGGCAAGGGCUGUAUUUAUGCAGAAUGGUUCUCUGUCAAGGCUUAUCUGCUGGACACGCUCAGCUGCUUGCCUUUCCUGCGGCUAAGCAUAAUGUCUCUUUCGCGAGAACAUCGUGCCUGGGUACUCCGGCGGGAUCAUGGAGUGUAAAACGUGCGCGACUUCAUGCCGAAAGGAAGAGUUUUUCCAUGGGAGCUUUGCGAGUUGGCACUGGUUUUGUUCAGAAUGACAUGCUUGCAUCGUUCGGAAGGGAUGAUUCUAUCAAGGGCAUUCCAUCACUGGCAGCACGACACAGUCAGCAUCGAAGACUUGAAGUUGGCUGUCGAGCAUCCUCUUUAGCGUCAUUCAGCUACCCUGAGUUGACUUCGAAACCCAGAUGGUGGUGGAGGACUGUAGCAUGUGUGCCCUACUUGCUUCCACUCCACAACAUGUGGUCAUAUGCCGAUGUCAUCUACCAGCUACACACAUACUUGCAGGGGUUUUCGUUGGUGUACACCUUCAUCGAUACAAUGACACUGUUUCCAGGAUGGCUUUUGCUGGUGAUUUUUAUGACAGUGUACUUCUUUGUCGUGAGACGGAAGUGGUCGCCGCACUUUCUAAGGUUCCAUGUCAUCUUGGCUAUCCUCCUGGACACUGGCUCCCAAGCAGUGGCAACAAUGUGCACCUGGAUGCCCAGCAUCGUGUAUCAGGGGACGCCUAUGCAGUAUUUCUGGAUGGCUAUUGCUUUCAUACAGAUCUUCACAGUGCUCGAGUGCAUGCGAUGCGCUCUUGCUGGGAUGUACCCGAAUGUCCCUUUCAUAUCUCACACGGCAUUUAUCCAUUCUGAUCUGAAUCUGUUCAGGUAGCCAACUGCCCACCAUAUCAGUAUCAGAAGACUGAAGGGAAGAAGAGCAAGUAGGGUAGUAGUUUAUUUUGUCAUAGCUGCUUACAGUUAUAUAGACUGUAUUUAAUUUAUUUAUAUUUUCUAAGCCUCCUGUAAUUGCUAUAAACAUCACCUUUUGCUGUUGCAACAAAAUUUGAACAGCAAUAAGAUUAGAUAUCUCGGAUAUGUUGAAUUCUUCCUGUAUUUUAGUUUUC
Molecule: messenger RNA, 1275 nt
Organism: Oryza sativa Japonica Group (Japanese rice)
Lineage: Eukaryota; Viridiplantae; Streptophyta; Magnoliopsida; Poales; Poaceae
Product: protein TIC 20-I, chloroplastic
Source: RefSeq, a predicted model, not a curated record